Molecule: messenger RNA, 873 nt
Organism: Pseudogymnoascus verrucosus
Lineage: Eukaryota; Fungi; Ascomycota; Leotiomycetes; Thelebolales; Thelebolaceae
Exons: 1
Coding region: 1-873 (290 amino acids)
Source: RefSeq, a predicted model, not a curated record
AUGGCCGUUUAUAGUAUCGAUAGGUUCGUUCAGGACCAAGACACAGCUCAUGCCUUCGGGCAAUCACGACUAUCGCCGGCGGCCAGUCGACAGGACAAAUCCGAUGCAACUAUCACCCAACCUGUGACGACUGCUGCUCAUGCCCAUGCUCGUGAGUCAUGCAAGUCGCCGCCGACGUCGCCAUCUUCAGUGACAAGCUCAACCGUGCUGUCAAGAUCCAACACCGGCUUCAGCACAUUCUCAAAGUCAUCAGCAGCAUCCGAUGCAACUAGCUUAUCGACAGCUCCGAGUAUUGAUUUGAAUCACCCCGAGCUUACUCUCGACCAGCACAUUCUCAACAUGUCGAUCGACGGUUCAAAUCUUCCGUGCCUUUUUCGAUACAUCAUACCAGACUGUCAGCAUACGAAUUUCGAUGAUUCUGAGAGCUGGUCCGAACAUGUUAUUGAGCAUUUCGGCCGAAGCGGACCACCACCUCACGCCCUGUGCGUCUUCUGCAACAGGUCAUUCGAGGAUGACAACGCUAUGGCCUGCUGGAACGAAUACCUGGAGCAUGUAAAAGAGCAUUUCGAAAGCGGUACAAACAUGGAACUCCGCCCAGACUUCAAAGUCUUGAAAUACCUACAAGACAAAGGGAUUAUAUCUGAGGAUGAUUAUGCCAUCUUCUGCCGCGAGGGGUCAGAGCGACCGAAGGUAUCUGGGUUGAUCCCGCUGAAUUGCGAACCAGAAGAAAUAAUUGCGAAGAAAAGAGCAGAGGAAGCUGCUUCGAACCGUGUUAUCGUUACUGAUCCUCGUCGGAGACGAGAUCAACAACGUUCACCAAGAGGGAAGAAGGCCGCAUCGACAGUGAUUCAUUCCCCAACCGAAACUUCUUGA